Fundulus heteroclitus (mummichog) is the source of this 535-nucleotide messenger RNA. It is a transcript of the gene uqcrb, whose product is annotated as cytochrome b-c1 complex subunit 7. The record is from RefSeq and is a predicted model, not a curated record. The coding region runs from base 69 to 401 and encodes 110 amino acids. NCBI's taxonomy places the organism in Eukaryota, Metazoa, Chordata, Actinopteri, Cyprinodontiformes, Fundulidae. Gene Ontology annotation, biological process: mitochondrial electron transport, ubiquinol to cytochrome c. The transcript has 4 exons.
GUUGCCAACCGCCAUAAAACUCCACAAGAAGAAGAAGAAGAAGAAGAAGGUCGCUCUCACUGGUAAACAUGGCGUCCAGGGCACCGGUUGCGACGGGCAGGCUCAUGCUUGGUUUCCGCAAAUGGUAUUACAACUUAUGUGGCUUCAACAAGCUUGGUUUAAUGCGCGAUGACACAAUAUAUGAGGACACAGAUGUGAAGGAGGCCCUGAAGAGGCUUCCAGAGAACGUUUAUAACGACAGGACAUUCAGGAUCAAGAGAGCCCUGGACCUCUCAAUGAAGCAGCAGGUCCUCCCCAAAGACCAGUGGACAAAAUACGAAGAGGAUGUCAAUUAUCUUACACCAUACCUGGAGGAGGUGGUCCGUGAGAGGAAAGAAAGGGAGGAAUGGAUGAAGAAGUAGCACUUCCUUAUUACGGUUGUUCAUUAUGUGGUUGGUGCAUGAUUGUCCCCUGGUGUAAUAUGUAAAGUUUUAGAAUGAAAUUUAACCUAUGUUAAAACAAUGCUCAAUAAAGAAAUGUACAUUGACAUUUUAAA